Molecule: messenger RNA, 576 nt
Organism: Sphaeroforma arctica JP610
Lineage: Eukaryota; Ichthyosporea; Ichthyophonida
Exons: 5
Coding region: 1-576 (191 amino acids)
Source: RefSeq, a predicted model, not a curated record
AUGAGCAUGAUUCACUACGGCGAGAAGGAGCUGGCUGCUCGACGGUUGCUUCUGGAAGAGAUGUACGAACACGUGCUGAGCAUGCUUCAUGCACACAGAGAGGUAAACAUGUACUUGUUUGUGAUCUACACUCUGUUCUCCUUAACUGAGACGCAGAUUCUCAAGCCACGAGUGCCCGUAAUGGUGGAUGCAAGGACUUGGAAUCUGCUGGUAGAGUUUCAUCGCACUAACAGCACCCUACCCAGUAGAAGCGAUGUACAACGUGUCUUCAAUAUUAUGGUGCAGCAGCGGUCCUUCACCUUUGGCGUGAGAGACAAGACACUGAUACGGUAUCCCAUCGGUAUGAGUUCAGUACUUGGGUAUAGGAAUACCGGGAUCCCGUUAUCUGAACUGCAAAAUAGUUACGCAGAUUACGAAGAUGCGCUGGGUGAAGUUGACGCAAAUGGAGCGGUGGACGAACUUUCGCACUACAACCCCGAAUUCCCACAGGACCUGAAAACCGAAUUACAGAAAUAUUGGGUCGCUUUUGUAAGUACCCCAAAACCGAGUUACAGAAAUAUUGGGUCGCUUUUGUAA